Molecule: messenger RNA, 396 nt
Organism: Ostertagia ostertagi
Lineage: Eukaryota; Metazoa; Nematoda; Chromadorea; Rhabditida; Trichostrongylidae
Source: the annotation of a GenBank genome assembly
AUGUUUUCGCUUAGCCGAUUCGCCGGCCGCAUUCAAUGUGUCAGCAUGGCAGCCAAAGUUGCAGCGUUAAUCAUGAUCAUAGGAAUCGGUUUAUUCUACAUGAUAUUUAAAGGCGACACUCAACACUUCAGCAAGGACUACAUCUUCAAAGACAGCGACUGGUCAGCUACUCAAAUUGUGCUUGCGUUGUAUCAAGGAAACUGGGCCUACGGCGGCUACACAAUUCUCAACUACGGCAUGGAGGACAUCCAGAUAAAGAAUUUCAAGAUUCCGGUAGCGGUUCUAAGUGGUCUCUUUGUCAGUGCAUUUAUAUACGUGUUGGCAAAUGUGGCAUAUUUUGCUGUACUCACACCUCAACAGAUACUUGAUUCCUCCGCUGUCGCAACGGUACCGUUU